This is a messenger RNA of Carya illinoinensis, 1011 nucleotides long. RefSeq names its product protein LAZY 1-like. The transcript is spliced from 4 exons. The record is from RefSeq and is a predicted model, not a curated record. NCBI's taxonomy places the organism in Eukaryota, Viridiplantae, Streptophyta, Magnoliopsida, Fagales, Juglandaceae. Gene Ontology annotation, biological process: regulation of auxin polar transport; gravitropism. The coding region runs from base 352 to 1011 and encodes 219 amino acids.
UAUAUAUUCAUUAAUAUGCCCGUGCAACUACCCCAGGCAUGCUUUGGGUGGCAACACUGUGUGGGUCUCAAAAAACUACUCCUAUUUGUCCACAUGAUUUGAUCUUGAAAUGAACAGCCAACUACAAUCUUGUAUCUUUCUAAAUGUUUCUCUCUAUUCAUAUCUAUCCCAGAUCCUUCCACCAGAACUUACAACUUGUUAACAGUUUUCUUAAACAGAUCCUCCUCCUGCUCUUUAGAAAUCCUAAGUUCUCCCUUUAGAGGCCCAACUCCAUUGCAAUCUAAGUCUACCUCUAUUUCCAUCUCCUAUAGCACCUGGAGAUCUAAGAUCAAAUCCUUGAAAGAGAUCAAAAUGAAGUUACUGGACUGGAUGCACCAUAAAUUUCGGAAUAGUAGCAUCGAGCCUAUCAAGGAUUUCAUAAUUGGAAACCCUUGCAUCUGCCUUUCAGCGCAGCCAUCACUUGAUGACCAAGAUACCCAUAUGAAGCCAAGCUUUGGCUCCACAUAUGGACCCAGAUCCUUCAACCAAGCCAAACAUGAAUGUGAGAAAUAUUUUUCUGAUACUGAAGCCAAAAGAGAGGAAGAUAAGGUACAAGAAGAAACAUCUGCUGUGAUCUGCGAGCUCUUCCAUGGCUUCCUCACGAUUGGAACUCUCAACCUGGAACCAAUUAUUAAUGAGCCUGCAACACCUACGUUUGCCAUGCCUCUGGAGAGCAUAACUGAGAGCAAAACAGAACUGACAGACAAUGACUUGAAGCUCAUCAACUAUGAGCUGGAGAAGUUCCUUGAGGCUGAAACUAAAGAAGAGUGUGGGGACGUCUCAUCUGGGAGGAACAGUCAUGCUAGCACUAUUACACUCAGUGGCAAGCUAAUGGACGAGGCUGAAACCGAAUGUUAUGAGAAGAUUUUGGUAUGUCCACUCCAAGGAUAUCUAUUUGGCUCGUCAAUUGAACUUCCAGAAACGAGAAAAGAAGUAAAGAAAGAGAAGACAUCACUUGAAGAGCUGCCAUGA